Galdieria sulphuraria is the source of this 2161-nucleotide messenger RNA. RefSeq names its product chromatin remodeling complex / DNA-dep ATPase. Gene Ontology annotation, cellular component: nucleus. The transcript has 3 exons. The coding region runs from base 60 to 2132 and encodes 690 amino acids. NCBI's taxonomy places the organism in Eukaryota, Rhodophyta, Bangiophyceae, Galdieriales, Galdieriaceae. Gene Ontology annotation, molecular function: ATP binding; DNA binding; ATP-dependent chromatin remodeler activity. The record is from RefSeq and is a predicted model, not a curated record.
UGUAAUGGGAAUUGGCGCCAUUUUGAAAAUUGAUUGUGUGUGUAGGCUUUGUCGGUAGAAUGCCAAGUGACAAGAUAUCAGAAGAAAACCUCACAACUGAAGAGUCGCAAACAUUUGAGUGGAGUGGAAAUAAAUACAAAGACUUGGAAGCUCUUUUAGAUAGGACUUUUGUAUACACCAAGUUUGUCAGCGAACGGUUGAAGCAAGGAGUCCUGGACGAAACGUCUGUACAUAACGUACCGGAUCAGGAAACAGGAGAAGAAAGUUCCAAAGAUAAGUAUCAACAAAAUGGAAAAAGAAAACAAAAAUCAAGUGAUAAAGUGGAUGGUGUAAAAAAACUGCGAUCGAUAGUUCGAGAGGCAGAACUGGCUGGUAAAGAGGUUAAUCGAGUUGAAGUACUAAACCCACAAACAAAGCAGCCUGCUCUUGUAACAGGUGGCAUAUUAAGAGACUAUCAGCUGGCUGGGGUUGAGUGGAUCAUUUCUCUUUAUGAAAACGGUCUCAACGGUAUCUUGGCUGACGAAAUGGGUUUAGGAAAGACUGUGCAAGCUAUCGCUUUUCUCUGCCACUUGAAACAAAUGGGAGUUCAUGGACCUUUUCUUAUAGUUGGGCCUCUUUCUGUUUUGAACAACUGGCAGGAAGAGUUUUCUCGUUUUUGCCCUACCGUCGGGACUUUACUGUACCACGGAUCGAAAGAAGAAAGGACGGCUCUUAGAAAGAAGUAUUUUCCUUCUAGCAACUUUUAUGUGCCAGUUAUCAUAACGUCCUACGAAAUGAUCAUGCGAGACAAAAAAUACCUUUCAAAGUUGCAGUGGAAGUAUUUAAUAGUUGAUGAAGGACAUCGCAUAAAGAAUAUGAAUUGUCAGUUGCUUCGAGAGCUGAAAUCUUACUUUUCUUCCAAUAGGCUUCUUAUAACCGGUACACCGUUACAAAAUGAUCUUUCUGAGCUAUGGUCUUUGUUGAACUUUUUGCUUCCAGAAGUGUUUGACAAUCUUGAUUCUUUCAAAUCCUGGUUCGAUUUUGGAGAUGACUUGGAAAAGGGAGCGUUAGAGCUAGAAUAUAGAGAUGCAAUUGUCUCAAAACUUCAUCGGAUUCUUCGCCCUUUUAUUUUAAGAAGAAUGAAGACCGAUGUCAGUAUUGAACUUCCAAAGAAAACUGAGAUUUAUCUUUAUACUUUUCUAAGUGAACGUCAAAAUCAACUUUAUCAGGCUAUCUGCAAUGGGCAACUUUUUAACACUCUCAAGUCAUCCGCGAAUUCUUUCCAGAAACGAUUACAGGGGCUCCAAAAUGUCUUGAUGCAGCUUCGUAAAUGCUGUAAUCAUCCGUAUCUUUUUGAAGAGCCUGAUGAAAAUUUUGAUGAGAAGGGUAAAUUUUGGAAAACCACAGAAGAUCUGGUGACUUGUGUUGGCAAACUGCAGCUUCUGGACAGGUUGUUGCCAAAACUCAAAAAAUAUGGGCACCAAAUUUUGUUGUAUUCACAGAUGACUCGUAUGUUGGAUAUCUUAGAGGACUAUUUAUGUCUUCGAGGUUAUGUUUAUUGUAGAAUAGAUGGUUCAACAUCUUUUGAAGAUCGUCAAGAUAUGAUAAGAUCCUUCAACAGUUCUGACUCAGAUAUUUUCAUCUUUCUGUUAAGUACCCGUGCUGGUGGUCUCGGUAUCAACUUGGUAGCUGCAGACACUGUUAUUUUCUACGACUCAGAUUUUAAUCCACAAGUUGACUUGCAAGCCAUGGAUCGCUGUCACAGAAUUGGUCAGACGAGAGAAGUACAUGUGUAUCGUCUUGUUUCUGCCGGAACCAUUGAAGAAAUUCUAUUGCUCAAGGCCAAUAAUAAACGCAAACUUGAAAAGUUGGUUGUUGCAAGCGGUAAAUUUCGAGAUUUAAAUCUUUUAGAGGAGCUUAGCAGUUGGAGUGGUGAAAAUGAUCCAUCUAGUUGGCUCAGGAGACAAAACCUCGAUGGCUCUAAAACCGUAAAACAUCUUGAAGAGAUUCUCUCAGCUCAACCAGCUGAUAGAGAACUCGGAAAAUGUACUACUAUUUCAGAUGAUGACUUGGAACAACUUGUAGGACAGCGAUCAUGUGAGAAGACCGUUGGAAAUGGAUUUCAAAUAUUCCGUAGUGAUUCAACACUUUAGUUGCUGCUCUAUAAUUUAUAGAUGCUGCU